Porites lobata is the source of this 482-nucleotide messenger RNA. Lineage: Eukaryota; Metazoa; Cnidaria; Anthozoa; Scleractinia; Poritidae. The record is from the annotation of a GenBank genome assembly.
AUGAAAAAAGGCAAUGCACAUAUCUUUGAUAGAGUAGCUGGAAUACCUCAGUUUAAGGAUCUUGUUUUGCUGGAUGUUACUUUUCAGUCCGAUACCAGAUUUAAUAUUCAUGUAAAAAUAAACUCACAAAAGCAAACAAGUCUCUCCACGUGCUCAGGGCGCUUAGAAGAGAGGGGUGCAAUCAGAAAGAAAAUGUCUACCUAUUCAAUUCUAUUGUGCUACCUAACAUGUCAUAUGGGCUUGCGGUGUAUGGAGCGGCUGAAGCUGAACUAACAACGAUCCAGCGAUUUUUGGAUAGAUAUAAGAAGCCUUGGCACAUCUCGCAUAGCAUUGAUAUCCACGAUCUUUUGGAAAAAAAAAAGAUAAAGAAAAUACGCACUAAAGUCGUGGGUUUAGAGGACCAUACGCUUUAUGACAUGUUGCCAGAGGUUAAGAACACUAGCCUGUUCCACCUUAGACGAAAAUCAACAGUGAAACUUUAA